Molecule: messenger RNA, 1958 nt
Organism: Aspergillus fijiensis CBS 313.89
Lineage: Eukaryota; Fungi; Ascomycota; Eurotiomycetes; Eurotiales; Aspergillaceae
Product: sugar porter family MFS transporter
Exons: 5
Coding region: 258-1787 (509 amino acids)
Biological process (GO): transmembrane transport; carbohydrate transport
Cellular component (GO): membrane
Molecular function (GO): carbohydrate:proton symporter activity
Source: RefSeq, a predicted model, not a curated record
AGUCGGCCUAUUUUGUCCUUGGCAAUCGGCUUUUUAUCAGCAGCCGGGUCUGGCUCCCUCCAGUUUUCGGACGUCUUCGUUACCCCGUGGGAAACCCCGGAUUUCACAGACUCGGAUCUGCUAGAUGAUUUUCGUUUUCGUGGACUAUAAAACCUCAAAACAUGCUCGGGGGCUCCCACAAUCUUUCCGUCGAUCGUCCCCGUGGAAUGUGCUAAUACUUGCCUCCUUGCCUGUGCCCAAGAAUCUCUGCGAAGAAGAUGACUCACGUUCUUGAUAUGCUUGGAAUCCGGGGAGAAUGGAGGGCAAUCGCAAUCAGCUUGUUCAUCACGAUUGCUGCUUUUCAGUUUGGAUUCGACUCUUCCUACUAUUCUGGUAUCCUCGAUAUGGAUCCCUUCAUCAAAGCUUAUGGACACUACGACAGCGCGACCGGUGGCUAUGUCCUCAGUUCCAGCAUUCAGUCACUUACCACUAGCAUUAUCAACGUCGGGGAGCUUGUCGGCGCUGUCUCCUCCUACCUGGUAGACGAUCGCAUUGGACGUCGAGGAGGGCUCUUUGUGUCUAGUGCCUUUGUUACUGCCGGUGUGAUCUUCCAGGUUGCUGCUGAUAACCUCGCCUUGUUGAUCGUUGGAAGGCUGUUAAUGGGCUACGCGGUGGGACUGAUUUCGUGCCUGGUCCCCUUGUACGUUGCCGAUUGUGCACCUACCCGCUUUCGUGGAGCAUUGGUCUCCGUAUACCAGUUUGAUGUUGGGCUUGGACUGUUGUUCGGUGUGAUUGUGGACUAUGCUACCAAGGAUCGAACAGAUAGUGGUUCCUAUCGGAUUCCGAUGGCAGUUCAACUUGUCUUCCCAAUCAUUCUAGUUCCCGGCCUCAUAUUGUUUUGCCCCGAAUCCCCUCGCUGGCUCUUGUCGAAGGGGAGGACGGAGCAAGCACGAGCAGCCCUUCGACGACUGUACGGUGAUCGACCGGACUUUAUCGAGAGCGAGAUAGUAUAUAUCACAAGUAUGGUUGAGGAAGAGCAGCGAAACGAUAGUUCUUGGGGAGACCUGUUCAAGUGGAAGGUAGAUGGACGGAAGACCUAUCUCGGAUGCUCCAUUCAGGCAUUUCAACAGGCCUCAGGCAUCAACUUUAUAACCAGCUACGGGAUUGUCUUCUUUUCGCAAAUUGGGAUUACCAACUCUUUCCUCAUUCAGAUGGGCCUGUACCUUACGCCGAUGCCUGCGGUUUGGCUGAAUCAGUACUGUGUUGAGCGCUUCGGUCGACGGGUGAUGCUGCUCGUUUCCUGCUCUUUGGUGUGUGUGGUCUUGUUCGUCGUCGGUGGGGCGGGAACGGCCACGGACAAGACCAUGAGCUUAGACCAAGUCAUCGUAGCAAUGGUCUACAUCUUCAUGGUCGUGUUCAAUCUUGCCCUGGGACCCGCCGUGUGGGUGGUCACGUCGGAGAUCUCGACCGGCCCCAACCGCAGCAAACUCAUGGCCACCUCGACUGGUACCAACUGGUUCUUCAGCUGGGUAGUCACAUUCACCUUUCCGUACUUGUUCAAUGCGGAUGGAGCCAAUCUCAGCGCCCGGGUGGGUUUCAUCUACGGUGGCCUGAUGUUUGGCGCAGCAGUGUGGAUUUACUUUUUCUUGCCGGAGACGGCCGGGCGAUCCCUGGAGGACAUCCAAGUGAUGUUCGAAAAUGGAGUUCCAGCGCGCAAAUUCAAAUCAUAUGAGAUUCCUCAGACAACGCGCCUUGCUGUCCUAGAGGAUGAGAAAGAAGUCCGGGCUACAGAAAUGGAGAGUGUAUGAGCAGGGAGUAAGUUUGCCUGUACGAGUAUGACUUGUCAAGGUCAGCUUCGAGUCUGCACAAGGGGGUGCCGGCUACACGAUUUCCGACAGCCUCAGGCGGGAAAGUACUCGACACAGGUCUCCUGGACCAGCACUUACGAGACAGUUCGCCAAGCAGAAGUCAGACAAAUC